This is a messenger RNA of Cucurbita maxima (winter squash), 2603 nucleotides long. RefSeq lists its product as uncharacterized. Bases 214 to 2481 code for a protein of 755 amino acids. The transcript has 14 exons. NCBI's taxonomy places the organism in Eukaryota, Viridiplantae, Streptophyta, Magnoliopsida, Cucurbitales, Cucurbitaceae. The record is from RefSeq and is a predicted model, not a curated record.
UUUGAUAAAGAAAGAGAGAAGUUUCCAGCGUUGCCUCGAUCUCAUGACAGUGAUACAAUUUUGUGUUACUGUCAUGAAAUCUUCCUGAGAUGGAAAAAACUCGAUUCCUUCACCGUUAAUCCCAAUUCACAGAGCUAGAAAUUUCAAUUAACCACAGAGGAAAACGAGUCGAAUCGAUCCGCUUUUUCAAUUCCUUCUUGUUUCUGUCUUGUAAUGGCGGAAGAUUUCGCCAAAGCCGUCGACGAUGGCCUCCGGCUAUCCAAAAGACUGUACUUCGGUAGAGACCGCGCCGUUGCGCCUCCGCGAUCGCUCCCCACGAUGGAUAGGAUGGGCCGUUCAUUGCUUCCUACGGCUCCCAUGGUUUAUGCUGUAAUUGAUAAUCCUGCCAUCGUCGAUAAUCCCGAUGUUCCGAGCUAUCAGCCCCACGUCCAUGGCCGCUGCGACCCACCGGCGCUGAUUCCGCUUCAGAUGAACGGGAUUGAGCUCGAGGUUGAUUGCUAUUUGGAUACAGCGAUUAUUCGGAUCACUGGAUCUUGGAGGGUUCACUGCGUUAUGGGUAGUCGGAGCUGUGAUUGCCGGAUUGCGAUUCCAAUGGGGGAACAGGGUUCAGUUCUAGGUUGUGAGGUGGAUGCUCCUAGAAAAUCAUAUCGCACUUCACUUAUUACACUUGAAGACAUACCUAAAAAUGUCGCAGAAAAGCCAGAACGAGUAGAGGGAGGUAUCUUGACUUCUAAUAUUUAUACCCUUACAAUACCACAGAUUGAUGGGGGCACCACUUUGUCUAUUACCAUGAGGUGGUCUCAGAAACUAUCAUACAGAGAAGGUAAUCUCACAUUGGAUGUUCCAUUUACUUUUCCUGAGUAUGUCAUCCCUGCGGGAAAGAAGAUGUCGAAGAAGGAGAAGAUAGCGUUAAAUGUGAAUGUCGGUUCGGCAGCUGAGGUUUUGUGUAGGACGACGAGUCAUCCUUUAAAGGAAUCGAUGAGAAAACCCGGGAAACUGAGCUUUAUAUACGAAUCUGAGGUUCUUGCAUGGUCGAAAGAAGAUUUUAGCUUCAUGUAUAGUGUUUGUUCGAGUCAGAUAUCUGGUGGGAUUCUCCUACAAUCUCCUCCUAUGGAUGAUGUUGAUCAAAGAGAUAUGUUCUGUAUGUACUUGUAUCCAGGAAAGGAACAUGGGAAGGUGUUCAAGAAGAAGAUAGUAUUUGUUGUUGAUAUAAGUGGGAGUAUGCAAGGCAAGGCACUUAAUGAUGUGAAAAAUGUGCUAUCCACAGCCUUAAGUAAGCUUCAUCCAGAAGAUAUGUUUAACAUUAUUGCUUUCAACGACGAAGUUCGUCGAUUCUCAGCGUCGAUGGAGAUGGCCACCGAGGAUGCUGUGGAAAGGGCGUCUCAGUGGAUAAAUAUGAACUUUAUAGCAGGGGGCGGCACUGAUAUCCUACUUCCAUUAACAAUGGCCACCGAGAUGCUUAAUGAUGGGGGUAGUGAUGGUUCAGUUCCUAUCAUCUUUCUUGUUACUGAUGGGGCUGUUGAAAAUGAGAGACAUAUUUGUGAUGUGAUGAGAAAAAUUCUAACUGGAAGGCAAACCGUUCAUCCACGUAUAUAUACUUUCGGUAUAGGUAUAUUCUGCAACUAUUAUUUUCUAAGGAUGCUUGCAAUGAUUGGUAGGGGACAUUGUGAUGCUGCCUAUGAUUUAGAUUCGGUUGAACCCCGAAUGCGCAGGUUGUACAAAAGAGCUAUAUCUACCAUUUUUGUAAAUAUAGCUACCGACACAUUCGAUGAUCUACACGAAGUCAAGGUUUAUCCUUCCUUCAUUCCAGACCUUUCUUCGGAAAGUCUACUGACUGUAUCUGGCAGAUACUGUGGAAAUUUUCCUGAGACUGUUAAGGCAAAAGGCCUAUUAGCCAAUUUGGAUAAUAUUGUCUUAGACUUGAAGGUACAUCAGGCAAAGGAUAUUCCUCUUGACAAGCUAUUUAUCAAGGAUCAGAUUGAACUACUCACAGCUGAAGCCUGGUUUUCAGAAAAUAAACAACUGGUGGAAAUGGUCGAAAAGAUGAGCACAAAGACAGGUGUAAUGAGCGAAUAUACUCAAAUGUUCAUAUUUCAGAGUACAAACAAAGUCGGUGAAACAAUUAAAGGGCAACAGUUGAAGAAGAAUGCUUAUGAGAAAAUGGAAGCACCCAGAAGUGACAAAAUGAUGCUGUUACCAUUUGGUGGGGUUGGCUUUGGAAACUUGGAAGCAACUUCUGAAAACACUCCUCAUGGAGCUGGAGAACGAAAGCCUGAGGCUGCGGAAAUAUUGGUCAAAGCAGCUUCUAAUUGUUGUGGCAAUUUGUGUAGUUACUGCUGUUGCCCCUGCUGCAUCCAAGUCUGCCUCAAAAUUAACAAUCAAUGCGCAAUCGUGUUGACACAACUCUGCACUGCUAUCGCCUGCUUCGGAUGUUUCGACUGUUGUUUAGAGAUGUGCUGUGACAAUCGGAGUGCCUCAUAGCUAAUAAUGCCCAUGACGACGUUAUGGCCCCAUGUUGAAGUUAUAUCUGCCUGCAAAUGGCACAAGCUGAGUAAGGUACACAAGCAUUCUAGAAUUCUAUACAUACAAGAGUCGGUUUUUGA